AUGUUCCGUCAAGAAUUCGCGAGCGAACAUGGUGCCGCAGAUCCCGUGUUGAUGGAGUGUUGGAGACGGACGUGGUGGAUGUUAUAUAUCGUUGACGCCUACUACGCAGGGACUCUGGGGACAAUGAACUUUGCCGUCGUCGACGUCGACGCGACAGUGGACCUUCCGUGUGAGGAGCGGGAGUAUGAGUUAGAACAAAUUCCAGUUCCAAAAACUCUAGAAGACUUCGACUGUCGAGAAUUUGCCGACGAAGGCACCUCAUUCUCAUCGUUCGCAUACUUGAUCAGCGCCCUCAGAUGUGCAGCAUUAGCAAUAUCCAUUUCGCCAAAAAUCGCGGCCAAGGAGGACUCGGCGGAUAUGAUCCAGUCCGCCGACUCCAUCAUUGACGGAUGGUCUCUGCUAUUGCCCAAAGAUCGCAAGCAGGUCAUGACCAAAUCCGGGGACAUUGAUGAGCUUAUGUUCCAAGCGCACCUGCUUAUUCAUGUAGCUACAAUCGGCCUGCACAGACCUUUGUCUGACCUCAAGUUCAACCCAGUAGAAGACGUCUCAAGCUGCGCCCGAGACCCACCCGUCGACAAUCCCACACCGGACCUCAUCAACGUACACACAGUACGCGUCCUGCGAUCUGUGGAGGCGCAGAUCCGUCUUCUCGCGUUGCCAUCCCGACCGUUCCAGCACACUCCGUUCGUUACCUGCAUGGUCAGCGAGGGGACACUGGCCUUGCUCUCAGCCUGUGCUUUCCAGCUGAGUGGAAAGGAACUGGCGAUCGCCAGGGACCAGAUUCGGUUGACAAUUGGCUGUCUUAAAGACCUGGGAGAAUUAUGGCCGAGAACUGCGAGAAAUGUGAAGGAGAUACGGACCAUUGCUCGUCAUGUGCUGGGACUGGGUGGCUCAAGGGCCACUGGCAGUGGCAGCCCGGCUGGGUCGAGUAACGUGCCGAGUCUUUCGGGUGGUGAAAGUCGUGGUAGUCUAGGAUCUGAUGCUGAGGUUUCCAGUAUUGAUAACGGUGUUCUAGGCUCAUUGGGCUCGAUGGAAGAUGUCUGUGGAUGGUACAACCUGAGCGACCUGGGCCCGGAACUCGAGCAAUGGAUGGGCGAUGGGUUGUGA
Messenger RNA from Diaporthe citri, 1107 nucleotides. RefSeq lists its product as uncharacterized. Lineage: Eukaryota; Fungi; Ascomycota; Sordariomycetes; Diaporthales; Diaporthaceae. Gene Ontology annotation, biological process: DNA-templated transcription. The coding region runs from base 1 to 1107 and encodes 368 amino acids. Gene Ontology annotation, molecular function: zinc ion binding; DNA binding. The transcript has 3 exons. The record is from RefSeq and is a predicted model, not a curated record.